GUAAGCACUCUCUUCUCUCCUAUUAUCUGAGUGGCUGCAGGUACUGGUGUCUGCCUCUAUGCCUCUGUGCCAGAGGGAUAAAGAGGGAAAGAAAGAGGACUAGUGCUUCACAUCCCCCCUUUGGCCUCCCCGUCUCCCUGCUCCCUGCCACUCCAUCCUUCCUUCCUCCCUCCCGGACCACCCGUCAGCGGCUGGAUCAACCCGCCCGGACCCUCCUCCCACAACCCCUUUGACUAUCCUCACUUCACCGUCCUGUCUUGUGAACUGUGUGCAGAAUCUUGGUUGGGAAGAGCAGAAGAAAACCUUCAAAAACUAAUUUAAAAAUAGACCUCCUGUACAGAGAAACGGUGAGGUACACUGGACAGACAGAAGUCCCUCAAGUCUUCUGGAAGUGUGGCAGCACGUGGUCACAUGACCUGGAAGAGAAAACCCAAGAGAUUUCUGGGAUCCCUCUCUGAAUGGGCCGGUUAUCAACCUGGAAAGAAAUCUAAAGGUUGAUGAACUGAUCCGCACAGCGACACAGCUGCGCUCUCUUCCCCUCUUCGUCUGGCCAAUCUCUCCAUUUAUGUCCUGAGCUCCACAACUUUCUGCAACUCUGGUGACUGGUUGGCUGCUGUACCAUCAUUCUCGUCCUACUCCUGGGGAUUUCCUGUCACGUGACCAUAUUCCUGCUUCACCUCCACUCCUAGUAUGGAACUCAACAAAGUCCAGUCAGAGGGUGGGCUGAAUGUGACCCUGACCAUCCGGCUGCUCAUGCAUGGCAAGGAAGUGGGAAGCAUCAUCGGAAAGAAAGGAGAAACUGUGAAGAAGAUGCGUGAAGAGAGCGGCGCUCGCAUCAACAUCUCAGAGGGAAACUGUCCUGAGAGGAUCGUCACCAUCACUGGACCCACAGAUGCCAUCUUUAAGGCCUUCGCUAUGAUCGCAUACAAGUUUGAAGAGGAUAUAAUCAACUCCAUGAGCAACAGCCCAGCCACCAGUAAGCCCCCUGUCACUCUGCGCCUAGUGGUGCCUGCAAGUCAGUGCGGCUCCCUCAUUGGCAAAGGAGGUUCGAAAAUUAAAGAGAUGAGAGAGUCCACAGGAGCUCAAGUGCAGGUAGCAGGGGACAUGCUGCCUAACUCCACAGAGCGCGCAGUGACAAUCUCCGGCACCCCGGAAGCCAUCAUCCAGUGUGUCAAACAGAUAUGUGUGGUCAUGCUGGAGUCCCCACCGAAAGGUGCCACCAUUCCUUACCGCCCAAAGCCCGCCUCCACCCCCGUCAUUUUUUCAGGUGGCCAGGUAAGAGCCGACCCGCUGGCGGCGUCCGCAGCCAACCUCAGCCUUUUACUGCAGCACCAGCCACUGCCUGCCUACACAAUUCAGGGACAAUAUGCCAUUCCACACCCAGAUCAGUUGACCAAGCUCCACCAGUUGGCUAUGCAGCAAACCCCCUUUACCCCCCUCGGACAGACCACCCCUGCUUUCCCUGGUCUGGAUGCCAGUCCCCCGGCCAGUACUCAUGAACUCACCAUUCCCAAUGAUCUAAUAGGCUGCAUAAUCGGGCGCCAGGGAACCAAAAUCAACGAGAUCCGCCAGAUGUCUGGAGCGCAAAUUAAAAUAGCUAAUGCCAUGGAAGGGUCAUCAGAGCGCCAGAUCACCAUUACAGGAACCCCCGCCAACAUCAGCCUUGCCCAGUACCUCAUCAACGCAAGGCUGACGUCUGAAGUCACUGGAAUGGGCACUCUCUAAUUUCUACCCAUGAUCCUUCACUGCAUCACAUGACCCUUGAGCAAAUGGCAUUGCACCUAAUUUGUUUUCUCUCUGUACUUUUGCUGUCCUGUAUUUUCAGUAAUUCUGACUAAUUUCUAUUCUAUAAUGUGCACAUAUUUUAAAUCUCAGUUUGAUGUUCCUGCUACUCAGUCUUUGUUGUUCUCCUGAUGGUCCUUUAAUUAUUCCCUGAUAAUUUUUUUUUAAAAGACACUGCUUUUUUUUUUUUUUUUUUUUUUUUUUUUUGACUCUCUAGUACCUCAUCUCACCGGUGUCCUGUUUUGUCAUAACUUUCACUGUGAAUUCACAUUUUCUGGUCCAUAUUCUGUGGUGUGGUACAACAAAGCCAGUGAAAUCCUCCACUUUCCAAUCUUUCAUUAGGUCAGGUUGAGUUUGUAAUUUUAAAAGUUGCAGUCCUGUGCUUUUCUCCAGGGCUUUGCUCACCGGGUACCUUACAACAGUGCAUCUCAUACAUGAAUAAUGAAACCCACUGAUGGAGUUGGAAUGUUUGCACCACGCCUGUACAAUUUGGUUGCAUUUGUCAUUGUGGCAUGUGGAGUAACACAGAGAAUCCAUUAUUAGCUUCUCCUAUUCACUUUCAUAACCUAUAGAAACAACAAAAUCAGUAUGAAAACAAACAAUAUGAGAAUAAGCCUUGCUCACAUCUUUACUGCAUGUUGAGAUAUUUCAAUUCAGCCUACAAUCUAAGUUUAAUUAAUUGAAUCUAUUACAGCAGGAUUAUUUAUAUAUAUUU
Molecule: messenger RNA, 2497 nt
Organism: Carassius carassius (crucian carp)
Lineage: Eukaryota; Metazoa; Chordata; Actinopteri; Cypriniformes; Cyprinidae
Product: poly(rC)-binding protein 3
Exons: 16
Coding region: 691-1725 (344 amino acids)
Biological process (GO): regulation of RNA metabolic process; regulation of gene expression
Cellular component (GO): nucleus; cytoplasm
Molecular function (GO): mRNA binding
Source: RefSeq, a predicted model, not a curated record